AUCGCGACUAUUCAGAAAUCAUCCUGCGCCAAAUGAUAAGCCGAUCGCUGAAAUUAACGUCGACGACGAUCUUCGUGCGACCUUCGACCUGUCCGAGCUCUUCGAAUGUGGCCUCUAAAAUUCUGACGAGAUCUGCUCAUGAGACAACACGCAUCUUGGAAUAUCUUCGAAGGAUAGAAGAGGCAAAAAAAGGUGAAAUAUGACAAAGCCAAAGAUGUCGGCCCUAGUGGCCUCUGCCAUACGAAAUCUGCGGGAAAUUCGUGGUUCCACGUCGAAGGAAAUCAUGAAUUACAUUAAAUCCCAAUAUACGGGAUCGGACUCCAACAUACAAAAACAGAUAUUCGCUGCCUUGAAACGUGGCUUGGACUACGGUAUCCUGAAGAGGGACCGUGGUUAUUACAGCCUGAAUACGGAUCCUGAGAUGAUGUACAAAGCACAUACCGUGGCGCCCAUGGAGCAAGGUAGAAGAGGAAGGCGAAGAAGGCGACGACGUGGCCGUGGAGUAACGCGAGGGCGAAGACCAAGUCGCCGAGGCCGCAGGAGGAGGAGAGGCAGGGGCAGAGGCAGGGGCAGAGGCAGGGGCAGGGGCAGAGGCAGAGGCAGGGGAAGGAGGAGGGGAAGGAGAACCUCAAGAGGCAGAGGGGGAAGCCCCGGGCUUCUUCGAACGAGGUCCCUCGCAACCAGGUGCAAGUGUGCCACGUCCAGGAAGCGCACGGACGACACCUUGAGAAAUUCCCCGGUGGAGAAUCUCCGAAAGGAUAUGACUUAUUUGUAUAAGAAGGGUAUCAACAAUCAGACGCCGUCCAGACAUCAGAGUCGUAGUCGGGAUCGAAGUCAGACGCGCAGCCGAUCGAGUAGCAGCGACAAGGAAAUGAUUGACGACCAAAAUCGCGAUCAAUCGUGA
Molecule: messenger RNA, 904 nt
Organism: Acromyrmex echinatior (Panamanian leafcutter ant)
Lineage: Eukaryota; Metazoa; Arthropoda; Insecta; Hymenoptera; Formicidae
Biological process (GO): nucleosome assembly
Cellular component (GO): nucleosome
Molecular function (GO): DNA binding
Source: RefSeq, a predicted model, not a curated record